This is a messenger RNA of Fukomys damarensis (Damara mole-rat), 11332 nucleotides long. It is a transcript of the gene Lama5, whose product is annotated as laminin subunit alpha 5. Gene Ontology annotation, cellular component: basement membrane. The transcript has 80 exons. Gene Ontology annotation, biological process: regulation of cell adhesion; cell adhesion; axon guidance. Lineage: Eukaryota; Metazoa; Chordata; Mammalia; Rodentia; Bathyergidae. The coding region runs from base 1 to 10740 and encodes 3579 amino acids. Gene Ontology annotation, molecular function: signaling receptor binding. The record is from RefSeq and is a predicted model, not a curated record.
AUGUUGGUCUCUCUGGAGGACGGUAACGGCGAAGGAAGGCGCCCAGCCCGCCAGAAAGGCCGCGCAGGGCGUAAGAAACCGGCGCGACCCGGCGGCCCUCUCGCGGGUGUGGGGGUUUUGGGGGCACCCGCCGCUCGCCGCUGGAAACCCCUUCCAGAGGGCGCUGGAGGUUGGGGAAAGAUCCUUGUAAAUGCUCCAGGGACAGGAUGGAGUGCACCUGCUGGACUGGAACAGCACUGGUUCCCAGCAGCCAGGCUUGCAAAGGGCCAGUACUGCGACAUCUGCACAGCCUCCAACAGCAACAAGGCACACCCUGUAAGCAAUGCCAUCGAUGGCACGGAGCGCUGGUGGCAGAGUCCCCCACUGUCUCGUGGCCUGGAGUACAACGAGGUCAACGUCACCCUGGACCUGGGCCAGGUCUUCCACGUGGCCUAUGUGCUCAUCAAGUUUGCCAACUCCCCUCGGCCGGACCUCUGGGUGCUGGAGCGCUCCACAGACUUUGGCCACACCUACCAGCCGUGGCAGUUCUUCGCCUCCUCCAAGAGGGAUUGCCUGGAGCGCUUCGGGCCUCAGACGCUGGAGCGGAUCUCUCAGGAUGAUGAUGUCAUUUGUACCACCGAGUACUCGCGCAUAGUGCCCCUGGAGAAUGGCGAGAUUGUGGUGUCCCUGGUGAACGGGCGUCCCGGAGCCAUGAACUUCUCCUAUUCACCGCUGCUGCGUGACUUCACCAAAGCCACCAACAUCCGGCUGCGUUUUCUGCGCACCAACACGCUGCUGGGCCACCUCAUGGGCAAGGCACUGCAGGACCCCACCGUCACCCGCCGGUACUACUACAGCAUCAAGGACAUCAGCAUCGGCGGCCGCUGCGUCUGCCAUGGCCACGCAGAUGUCUGUGACGCCAAAGACCCCUUGGAUCCUUUCAGGCUGCAGUGUGCCUGCCAGCACAACACAUGCGGGGGCUCCUGUGACCGCUGCUGCCCCGGCUUCAACCAGCAGCCGUGGAAGCCGGCCACCACCGACAGCGCCAACGAGUGUCAGUCCUGUAACUGCCACAGCCAUGCCCACGACUGUUACUAUGACCCUGAGGUGGACAGACGCAGUGCCAGCCAGAACCAGGACAAUGUGUACCAGGGUGGGGGCGUCUGCAUCGACUGCCAGCAUCACACCACUGGCAUCAACUGUGAGCGCUGUCUGCCCGGCUUCUACCGCUCCCCGGACCACCCUCUCGACUCGCCCCUCGCCUGUCGCCGCUGCAGCUGUGAGUCCAACUUCACCGAUGGGACGUGUGAGGACCUGACCGGCCGCUGCUACUGCCGGCCAAACUUCACCGGGGAGCACUGCGACAUGUGUGCCAAGGGCUUCGUAGGCUUCCCACACUGCCACUCUGUGCCAUCCUCCCGCAAUGACACCAGGGAGCAGGGGCCAGCAGGGCAGAUUGUGAACUGUGACUGCAGUGACAGCGGGACCGUGGACGACACCUGCCAGAAAGACCCGAGGGUUGGUCGCUGCGUGUGCAAACCCAACUUCUGGGGUGCCCACUGUGAGCUGUGUGCUCCGGGGUUCUACGGAUCGAGCUGCCAGCCCUGCCGGUGCUCCAGUCCCGGGGUGGCCGAUGGGCUCUGCGCCCCCGACUCCGGCCAGUGCAGGUGUCGCGCGGGCUUUGAGGGAGCUGCCUGCGAUCGCUGUGCCCCUGGCUACUUCCAUUUCCCUCUGUGCCAGUUGUGUGGAUGCAGCCCCGCCGGGACCUUGCCCGAAGGCUGCGAUGAAGCUGGCCGCUGCCUGUGCCGGCCCGGGUUUGACGGCCCCCACUGUGACCGCUGCCGCCCAGGCCACCACGGUUACCCCAGCUGUCUUGCCUGCGCCUGCGACCCCCAGGGAGCCCUGGACCAGUUCUGUGGGGCAGGUGGUUUGUGCCACUGCCGCCCUGGCUACACGGGCGCCGCCUGCCAGGAGUGCAGCACCGGCUUCUAUGGCUUCCCCGUCUGCACCCCCUGCCACUGCUCCGCCGACGGCUCCCUGCACUCGGCCUGUGACCCCCGGACUGGGCAGUGCAGCUGCCGGCCCCGCGUGACGGGUCUGCGGUGUGACGCGUGUGUGCCUGGCGCCUACAACUUCCCCUACUGCGAAGCUGGCUCCUGUCACCCUGCUGGCCUGGCCCCGGCCAAUCCCACCCGUCGUGAGGGUCCGUGUGUGUGCCGGGCUCACGUGGAGGGGCCGAGCUGUGACCACUGCAAACCUGGCUUCUGGGGCCUGAGCCCCAGCAACCCCGAGGGCUGCACUCGCUGCAGCUGUGACCCCAGGGGCACCCUGGGCGGAGUUUCCGAGUGCCAGCCGGGCAGUGGCCAGUGCUUCUGCAAGCCCCACGUGUGUGGCCUGGCCUGUGUGGCCUGUGAGGAUGGCUUCUUCGGGCUGGAUCAGGCUGACUACUUUGGCUGCCACGGCUGCCGAUGUGACAUUGGUGGAGCGCUGGGCCGGGGCUGUGACCCGAAGACGGGUGCUUGCCGGUGCCGCCCCAACACCCAGGGUCCUACCUGCAGCGAGCCCGUGAAGGACCACUACCUGCCUGACCUGCACCACCUGCGGCUGGAGCUGGAGGAGGCCACCACCCCCGAGGGCCAUGCUGUGCGCUUUGGCUUCAACCCGCUGGAGUUUGAGAACUUCAGCUGGAGGGGCUAUGCGCACAUGGCACCCAUCCAGCCCAGGAUCGUGGCCAGGCUGAGCGUCGCCUCCUCUGACCUCUUCCGACUGGUCUUCCGCUACGUCAACCGUGGUCCCACGAGUGUGAGCGGCCGGGUCUCUGUGCGUGAGGACGGCAAGUUUGCCACCUGCACCAACUGUACAGAGCAGAGCCAGCCUGUGGCCUUCCCACCCAGCACCGAGCCUGCCUUCGUCACUGUGCCCCAGAGGGGCCUUGGGGAGCCCUUUGUACUCAACCCUGGCACCUGGACCCUGCUUGUGGAGGCCGAAGGGGUGCUACUGGACUACGUGGUCCUACUGCCCAGCGCCUACUAUGAGGCAGCCCUCCUGCAGCUGCGAGUGACCGAGGCCUGCACCUACCGCCCCUCUGCCCGUCGCUCCGNNNGCAGCUGCCUGCUGUAUGCCCACCUUCCCCUGGAUGGCUUCCCCUCAGCUGCGGGGCCCGAGGCCCUGUGUGGCCGUGACAACAGCCUGCCCCGGCCCUGUCCCACAGAGCGCCUCAGCCCUUCACACCCACCGCUGGCCGCCUGCCUGGGCAGUGACGUGGACGUCCAGCUCCAAGUGGCUGUGCCGCGGCCGGGGCGCUACGCCCUGGUGGUGGGGUAUGCCAACGAGGGCGCGCGUCAGGAGGUGGGCGUGGCUGUGCACACGCCUCAGCAGCCCCCCCAGCUGGGGGCCAUCACCCUCCACCCCUGCACGUACAGCACCCUGUGUCGGGGUCCUGUCCUGGAUGCUCGGCGCCAUGUGGCCACCUUCUACCUGGACUCAGAGGCCAGUGUCCGGCUCACAGCCGAGCAGGCACGCUUCUUCCUGCACAGUGUCACUCUGCUGCCUGAGGAAGAAUUCAGCAUGGAGUUCGUGGAGCCCAGGGUCCACUGCGUGAGCAGCCAUGGCACCUUCAGCCCUGGCAGGUAUGUGGAGCCUGACACGGAGCCCACCUUGCUGCGCCACCCCCAGGGCACUGUGGUCUUCACCACCCAGGUGCCCGUCCUGGGCCGCUACGCCUUCCUGCUACAUGGCUACCAGCCGGCCCAUCCCACCUUCCCCAUCGAGGUCCUCAUCAACGGGGGCCGUGUCUGGCAGGGCCACGCCAAUGCCAGCUUCUGCCCACAUGGCUAUGGCUGCCGCACGCUGGUGCUGUGUGAGGGCCAGGCCGUGCUGGACGUGACUGACAGUGAGCUCACGGUGACCGUGCGUGUGCCUGAGGGCCGGUGGUUCUGGCUGGACUACGUGCUUGUUGUCCCCGAGGAUGCCUACAGCUCCAGCUACCUCCGGGAGGAGCCUCUGGACAAGUCCUACGACUUCAUCAGCCACUGUGCUGCCCACGGUUACCACAUCAGCCCUCACAGCUCAUCCCCGUUCUGCCGAGAUGCUGCCACCUCGCUGUCCCUCUUCUAUAAUAAUGGGGCCUUGCCGUGUGGCUGCCACGAGGUGGGUGCCACAGGCCCCACCUGUGAGCCCUUCGGGGGCCAGUGUCCCUGCCGGGCCCAUGUCAUCGGCCGUGACUGCUCCCGCUGUGCCACUGGCUACUGGGGCUUUCCCAACUGCAGGCCCUGCGACUGUGGCGCCCGCCUGUGUGAUGAGCUCACGGGCCAGUGUAUCUGCCCGCCGCGCACUGUGCUCCCAGACUGCCUGGUCUGCCAGCCACAGACCUUCGGCUGCCACCCCCUGGUAGGCUGUGAGGAAUGUAACUGCUCAGGGGCUGGCGUCCAAGAGCUCACCAACCCUACCUGUGACGUGGACAGUGGCCAGUGCAAGUGCAGGCCCAACGUGGCCGGACGCCGCUGUGACACCUGUGCUCCAGGCUUCUAUGGUUAUCCCAGCUGCCGCCCCUGUGACUGCCAUGAGGCUGGCACUGUGCCUGGCAUGUGUGACCCCCUCACAGGCCAGUGCUACUGCAAGGAGAACGUGCAGGGCCCGAGGUGUGACCAGUGUCGCCUUGGGACCUUCUUGCUUGAUGCUGCCAACCCCAAGGGCUGCACCCGCUGCUUCUGCUUUGGGGCUACAGAGCGCUGUAGGAGCUCUGCCCACAUCCGCCGUGAGUUGGUGGACAUGGAGGGCUGGACUCUGCUGAGCACUGACCGCCAGGUGGUGCCCCAUGAGAGACUGGCAGAAAUGGAGCUGCUGCGUGCGGACCUGCAGCCCAUGGCCAACUCCCUCCUGGAUCCCCUCCCCGAGCUGUACUGGCAAGCCCCACCCUCCUACCUGGGAGACCGGGUGUCGUCCUACGGUGGGGUGCUCCGCUAUGAGCUGCACUCGGAGAGCCAGCGUGGAGACGUCUUCAUCCCCACCGAGAGCAGGCCGGACGUGGUGCUGCAGGGCAACCAGAUGAGCAUCACGUUCCUGGAGCCAGCGUACCCUGCACCCGGCCACGUCCAUCUUGGGCAGCUGCUGCUGGUAGAGGGAAACUUCCGGCACACGGAGACCCACAAUGCUGUGUCCCGAGAGGAGCUCAUGAUGGUCCUGGCGGGCCUGGAGCAGCUGCAGAUCCGCGCUCUCUUCUCGAAGAUCUCCUCGGCUGUGUCCUUGCGUAGGGUCGUGCUGGAGGUGGCCAGUGAGGUGGGCACGGGACCUCCGGCCAGCAGUGUGGAGUUGUGCAUGUGUCCUGCCAACUACCGUGGGGACUCGUGCCAGGAAUGUGCCCCUGGCUAUUACCGGGACGUCAAAGGACUCUUCCUGGGUCGAUGUGUCCCCUGUCAGUGCCACGGCCAUUCAGACCGCUGCCUCCCUGGUUCCGGUGUCUGUGUGGGCUGCCAGCACAACACGGAGGGAGACCACUGUGAGCGCUGCCAGGCCGGCUUCAUGAGCAGCCAGCCUGGGGACCCCUCUUCUCCCUGUGUCAGCUGCCCCUGCCCUCUAGCGGUUCCUUCCAACAACUUCGCGGAGGGCUGUGUCCUGCGUGGUGGCCACCCCCAGUGCCUCUGCAGACCCGGCUACACCGGGGCCUCCUGUGAACGAUGCGCUCCCGGCUUCUUCGGGAACCCUCAGGUGCUGGGCAGCUCGUGCCAGCCCUGUGACUGCAGUGGCAACGGAGACCCCAACAUGAUCUUCAGCGACUGUGAUCCCCUGACAGGCGCCUGCCACAGCUGCCUGCGCCAUACCACUGGACCUCACUGUGAGAGCUGUGCCCCUGGCUUCUACGGCAACGCCCUGCUGCCUGGCAACUGCACCCCGUGCGACUGCUUCCCGUGUGGCACAGAGGUUUGUGACCCCCGGAGUGGCCAUUGCCUGUGCAAGGCCGGCGUGACUGGGCCCCGCUGUGACCGCUGCCAGGAGGGACACUUUGGUCUCGAGGGCUGUCAGGGUUGCCGCCCUUGCUCCUGUGGACCAGCCGCCGAGGGGUCUGAGUGCCAUCCCCAGAGUGGGCAGUGCCGCUGCCGACCAGGAGCUGGGGGACUCCAGUGUCGUGAGUGUGGCCCUGGCCACUGGGGGCUCCCGGAGCAGGGCUGCAGGCGCUGCCAGUGCCCAGGGGGCCACUGUGACCCACACACAGGCCGUUGUACCUGCCCGCCAGGGCUCAGCGGGGAGCGCUGUGACGCCUGCAGCCAGCAGCACCAGGUGCCUGUGCCAGGUGGGCCCAAGGGCCAGGGCGUCCACUGCGAAGUAUGUGACCACUGUGUGGUCUUGCUCCUGGACGACAUGGAGCAGGCCAGCGCCCUCCUCCCUGCCAUCCGUGAGCAGCUGAGUGGUAUCAGUGCCAGCUCUGCAGCCUGGGCCCAGCUAUGCAGGCUGAACACCUCCAUCACCGACCUGCAGGGCCAGCUCCGGAGCCCACUGGGCCCCAGCUACAAAGCAGAGCAGCAGCUGCAGACCCUGGAGCGACAGAGUAUGAACUUGGAGCAGGAUGUUCAGCGGCUGAGUGGCCAGGCCAUGGGGGCCCAGGACCGGGCUGGCCAGCUGCUGAACAGUACGGAGGCCACACUGGGCCAUGCACAGACACUGCUGGUGAUUGUCCGGGCUGUGGACCGCGCCCUGAGCGAGCUGGCAUCCCAGCUGGGCCACAUCUCACCAGCCAACGCAUCGACCCCAUCGGGCGAGCAGCUGCACCGGACACUGGCAGAGGUGGACAGGUUCCUGCGGGAGAUGCGGGCCCGUGACUUCGGGCCACCCCAGGCGGUAGCGGAAGCUGAGCUGACCGACGCCCAGAGGCUGCUGGCCCGUGUGCAGCAGCAUCUGACCCGCCGAUGGGAGGAGAACCAGGCGCUGGCUCAGCAUGCACGCGACCAGCUAGCUCAGCAUGAGGCCGGCCUCAUGGACCUGCGGGAGGCCCUGAAUCAGGCGGUGAGCACCACGCGGGACGCUGAGCAGCUCACCAGCCGCAACCAGGAGCAGCUGGAGGAAGCCCUGCAACGGAGGCAGGAGCUGUCCCGGGACAGCGCCACCCUGAAGGCUACUCUGGAGGCUGCCAGCCGCACCCUGACCCAUGUCUCUGAGCUUCUGCGUGGCACGGACCAGGCCAAGGAGGACCUGGAACACCUGGCCGCUAGCCUGGACGGGGCCCAGACCCCACUGCUGGAGAAGAUCAGGGCCUUCUCCCCAGCUGGCAGCAAGCUGGACUUGGUGGAGACCGCUGAGGCCCACGCAGAGCAGCUGAAUCAGCUGGCAUUCAACCUGUCCAGUAUCAUCCUUGGUGUCAACCAGGACCGUUUCAUCCAGAGGGCUGUGGAGGCCUCCAAUGCCUACAGCAGCAUCCUAAAGGCCAUGCAGGAUGCUGAGGAUGCCGCUAAGCAGGCCUGGCAGCAGGCGAACCAUGCGUGGGAGACCGCGGUACAGCGGGGCCUAGUGCCUCGAGCCCAGCAGCUGCUGGCCAACAGCAGUGACCUGGAGAAGGCUGUGCUCGGGCAGCAACAGAGGUUGGGGCUUGCGUGGGUCACCCUGCAGGGUGCCAGGACCCAGCUCCGAGAUGUCCAGGCCAAGAAGGACCAGCUUGUGGCCCAGCUCCAGGAGGUGCAGGCCAUGCUGGCCAUGGACCCAGGUGAGACAAGCGAGAAGAUUGCCCAUGCCAAGGCCAUGGCUGCUGAAGCCCAGGACACAGCUGCUCGGCUGCAGUCCCAGCUUUGGGACAUGCAGAGGAAUCUGGAGCAGUGGCAGGGCCAGUUUGGGGGCCUGCGGGGCCAGGACCUGGGCCAGGCAGUGCUGGAUGCAGGCCACUCAGUGUCCUCCCUGGAGAAGACGCUGCCGCAGCUGCUGGCCAAGCUGAGCCUGCUGGAGAACCGCAGCACACACAACGCCAGCCUGGCCCUGUCCGCCAGCAUCGGCCGCGUGCGGGAGCUCAUCGCUCAGGCCCGGGGCGCUGCCAAUAAGGUCAAGGUAUCCAUGAAGUUCAACGGGCAUUCGGGGGUGCAGCUGCGCACCCCACGAGACCUCGCAGACCUUGCCGCCUACAGCGCCCUCAAGUUCCACCUGCAGAGCUCUGAGCCAGCGCCAGAGCCCAGGCAGCAGGCCGGGGACCACUUCGUGCUGUACAUGGGCAGCCGCCAGGCCACUGGGGACUACAUGGGUGUGUCUUUGCGAAACCGGACGGUGCACUGGGUAUACCGGCUGGGGGCAGCUGGCCCCGUGACCCUCAGCAUCGACGAGGACAUUGGGGAGCAGUUUGCCACCAUCAGCAUCGCCAGGACCCUCCAGUUUGGCCACAUGUCUGUCACGGUGGAUGAUCCGACCGUCCAAGAGACAAAGGGGGACGCGGUAGCCCCUGGGGUGGAGGGACUGCUCAGCCUGCAGGCUGACGACUUUGUCUUCUACGUGGGCGGGUACCCCAGCAGCUUCACGCCUCCCGCACCCCUCCGCUUCCCCGGCUACCGGGGCUGCAUUGAAUUGGACACGCUAAACGAGGAGGUGGUCAGUCUAUACAACUUCGAGAGGACCUUCCAGGUGGACACAGCUGUGGAUAGGCCUUGCGCCCGGUGCAGCCAGUUCCUGUGCCUGGCCAUGCUCAAAGGCAACCUCGUGCUCCUGUACGACCUGGGCACGGGCCUGGAGGAGGCCACUCCGCUGCAGCCGCCUCCGCCCCUGACCACGGCCAGCAAGGCGAUUCAGCUGUUCCUGCUGGCGGGCAGCCGCAAGCGAGUGCUGGUGCGCGUGGAGAGGACCACGGUGUUCAGCGUGGAGCAGAACAACACACUGGACAUGGCCAGUGUCUACUACCUGGGGGGGGUGCCACCUGAGCAGCUGCCGCCAAGCCUGCAGCGACUCUUCCCCUCUGGGGGUUCCAUCCGCGGCUGCAUCAAAGGGAUCAAAGCUCUCGGCAAAUACGUGGACCUUAAGAGGCUGAACACCACAGGCAUCAGCGCCGGCUGCACGGCGGACCUGCUGGUGGGACGCACCAUGACUUUCCAUGGCCAUGGCUUCCUGCCCCUGGCGCUCCCCGAUGUGGCACCCCUCACCAGUGCGAUCUACUCCGGCCUUGGCUUUCGCAGCACCCAGGACAGCGGUCUGCUCUACUAUCGAGCAUCCCUGGAUGGGCUGUGCCAGGUGUCCCUGCAGCAAGGCCACGUGAUGCUGCGGCUUAUGAGGACAGAGCUGAGGACGCGAGGGGUCUUCAACGAUGGUGCCCCCCACUAUGCCGCUUUCUACAGCAAUGCCACAGGGGUCUGGCUGUUCGUGGAUGACGAGCUGCAGCAGAUGAGGCCUCACCGUGGGCCUCCCCCCAGGCAGCACCCCUCAUCUGAGGAGCUCCCCCAGCUCCUCCUAGGGGGCCUGUCCGAGCCUGCCGCCUCCUUCCACAACUUCAGUGGCUGCAUCAGCAACGUCUUUGUGCGGCGGCUCCAGGGGCCACAGCGCGUAUUUGACCUGCAGCAGAACCUGGGCAGUGUGAACGUGAGCACAGGCUGUGCCCUGGCCCCGCACACCCAGACGCCGGGGCAGGGAGCUCAAGGACUGCGGGCUGUGGCUCGAAAGAGCUCCCGCCGCAGCCGCCAGCCUAGCCAGGACCCUGCAUGCAGGCCACCUCUGUACCUCAGCAAGACCCGAGAUGCCUUCCAGUUUGGGGGUCCCCUUCCCAGUCACCUGGAGUUUGCAGGCAUCCUGGACCCCCACAGGGACUGGUUCCAGCUCUCUUUGCUCGUCCGCCCUCACACCCCCCGAGGCCUCCUGCUCUUCGCUGCCCCACUGGCAGCCAGCGGCCCCUCCCUGGCUGUCUUCCUGAGCCACGGACGGUUUGUCGCACAGACGGAAGGGCCCGGACGCCCCCUUCGCGUCCAGAGCCGCCAGCGUUCACGGGCUGGCAAGUGGCACAAGGUCUCUGUGCACUGGGAGAAAAGUCAGCUUCAGCUCCUCACAGAUGGGGUCCCGGGCUGGAGCCAUGAGCAGCCCAGCCAUCGGGCCCAGAAGGCAGAGGUCCUGCAGCCCCACACCCUCUUUGUGGGGGGCCUCCCAGCCAACAGCCAUAGCUCCCUGCCGGUGGACAUCGGCUUCAAUGGCUGUGUGAAGAGACUGCAGUUGGAUGGGCGGCCCUUGGGGGCCCCUACACGGAUGGUGGGGGUCACACCCUGCACCCCAGGCCCCCUGGAGAGUGGCCUGUUCUUCCCAGGCAGUGGAGGAGUUGUCACCCUAGAACCCCUGGGGGCCACACUGCCCCGCGUGAGCCUGGAGCUGGAGGUGCGGCCUUUGGCAGCCACUGGGCUGAUCUUCCACCUGGGCCGGGCACAGAGUCCCCCGUACCUACAGCUGCAGGUGUUCGAGAAGCAGGUCUUGCUGCGAGGAGAUGACGGGGCAGGUGAAUUUUCCACGUGGGUGACGCGCUCUGCAGCACUGUGUGAUGGGCAGUGGCACCGCCUGGCAGCCAUCAAGGGUGGGGACGCACUCCGGCUGGAGGUCGACACACAGAGCAACCACACCGUGGGCCCUGUCGCAGUGGCCGUGGCUGAUGGCCCAGUACCUCUGCACCUCGGGGGCCUGCCUGAGACCAUGGCUGCAGAGUCUGCGCUUCCUACCUACCAAGGCUGCAUGAGGAAGCUGGUGGUGAACCGGACCCCCAUCACUGUGACUCACCCUGCAGGUGUCCAGGGGGCCGUCGGGGCCAGUGGCUGCCCAGUCACAUAGUGCGGCCGGCAGGGCCCUCCAGCAGAUUCUCCACAGACGGGCAAGGUGCAGCUCCAGGACUGGCCAGGGUACCUGAGCCCCAUGGGGCUUGAGCACCUCCACGUUCAGUAGUUUCGUAGGAGCAUUGUGGGUAUUUAUCUAGGUCCUCUGGGUGACAGGUCUUUUUUCUGGAAAUGGAUUAAAUUAUCUUUUUAAAUGGAAGGGUAGAACACUGUAAAAUGGGCUUUUAUCCUUUUUCCUACCUCCCACAAAUUUUUAGCACUUUUAGACAUAACACCACUGGUUUCCUCAACACAAACAUUAAAAAGUAUUCUGAGUGUGUCAGCUCAAGAGAUACACGGGGCUGAGUGUUGACUUGGCCCUGGCCUCUGCUGCCCAGACCAGAACCGGGUCUGCGCCAGAAGGUAGGAGGAACCUGGGGUGCGACUGGCAGGUCCACAGGGAAGAGCUGCUGCAGCUCAUGCUGGGGAAAAAGGAAGACCAGAGGUGGCAGGUAAAAGAAAGGACUUUUAUUUAUUAGUAAGUCGGAACAGGACAGGGUAUGCAACAAAUCACAAUCACUAGAGCCACGCGACUAAGAAUUCAAUUCCUU